AUGUUUGCAAGAGUUUCCGUAGGUUUCAAUCGGAUACAAAAAUCUUAUAUGUACCCCUCCCCCGAUGGGAAAUAGACAGAUGUAAAUAAAGAUGGCGGCAAACAGUGGAGUGACUAUCAGUUGACAUUUUUCCCAUUUUCUCCAAGUGCAUCGUGUAAAACGUCCCUACUUUAGACAUGACUUCAUGAUAAUGAUUAUUGAAAGCAAGAACAGAAGCUUUUACGUGCAGGUUGUUUCACAAAAGACUCAAAUCUUAACCCAGAUGUGUGUGUGCCCUGAUAAUCAAAAAAGAAAAAGAUCAGAGAAAUACAAAUGGUUUGAUGGACAGAAAUUUACAAAAUUUUUGGCAAGACUUCAGGACAUAACAUUAGCCAGAAUCCUUUCUGGUGAAACUGUUGAGGGUCCAAGGGAUGUCAGGGAAACAAUCCAAGGCCCUGAAUCUUGUUUUCAUAUAUUGUAUACCUUCAAAAAGGGASUAUCAAAUCAGUAUGUGCUUACCAAGUCUCAAGCGACAAGUCAAUAUCACCAAGAAACAACUGUAMAACCCAAUUAUUCAGGCGGAGGAUACUCAGAGUAUUCCACAUUUCCUGAAAAGCUGGUAGUCUUGAUAAGCCUUGAACCUAUUACUCUUGGUACUGARAUAUCACAGCAGCAGUUAACAUUAGCAAUGCUUAAAGAAAGAAAAGAGAAAAGCAAGUACUUCAAAUCAGCUGAUGGCWCUAAUCUGACUUCUUCAGCUGUCAAAAAGCAAGCAAAUCUACGAAGCAUAGUUAACAAAAUGAAAACAGCUACAGGGAAAGUUCACGAAGCCACAACUACUGAGAAACAAAAUAUUGCAAGCAAUWAUCAAUCAAAUGGUUUAUUAACAAAGACAAUAGAGAAUGAAUGUAAUAGUACAACAAUCCAUAGUGAAAGACUUUGYGAACAAGACAUWACUAUUCCAGAUGAUACUGRUACCAUUUCCAGGAAAAGAACAAGACAAGAUUCAGACAAUACAUGCUCAGAAARUCAGUCCACUGAGAAAGAUGAUUUUGUAAGYCCAAARAAACCAGUUYUGAGAACAAAGAGGCAAAAAAUUGUCCAUAAAGGUUUGAAGAAAGUUAGCAAAAAAACRKUGAAUGRCAAUUUGGUAAACACUGAUACAGUCAGUUCUGGUAUUUGCCCCUCUGUUGAUGAUACAAGGAAGAACAGUUCAGAUGAAAAGAGUUGUAUGGUUUCAACAACAUGCAGUGAAAAGAGUCAGGAAACAACAAGUGAAUUUAUAGACAAAGARACAGCUGUGGAARUAACRACAACACAGGAUAUUCCAGUUGUAGUUGUGCAUGAAAAAACAAAUGAUAAACAGCAUGAAACUAUCACUAUCAGGGAUGUUGUUCCCAGUUUUGAUAAUGUCAAGGAAGUGUUUGAUCUUACAAAUGAACAUAUCGAGUAUCUUAUUCARAAGCUUCAAAAGAAACUUAAAAACAUAUUCAAAGGAAAGGAAUACUGCAGAAGGCAUGAAGAUUACAAGAAAGGAGGACGUAGUAAAGGUGAUUUGGCAUUUCAAGUAAGAUUUGGAUUAUACUCCGAGGAUCAACAUGACACCAUCAUGCAAGAACUGAUGUCCAUCUUUUGUGCUAGGCAUAAUAAGUACAUUGAUUACCUGUCCAAAGUUCUUUUGCCUGAAACAUUUGUAUUAAUUUACCAAGAAGUGUUUGGAGGGAACCAUGAUGAGGUUGAAAGGAAACUGAUGGGCAUUGACAAGAAUGAAAAAGAUAACUCUGUCACAGAUGCAAGCUUAUUAUCAGAGUAAUUAACAUUAACUAAAGAGUAUAUUUUUGUAUUAUAACACAUUGAUUAUAUUUUAUUGGAAAUAUAAUUGCAAAUAUGUUGAAUAGGAAAGAAUUAUAAUAUAUUUGUGUACAAAAUUGAAUAAAAGUAUAUAUUCUCUGUUUACUUGAAUAAAUAGUAUCAAAUAAAUAUUAUUACUUUCAUUAUGAUUACAGACU
Messenger RNA from Exaiptasia diaphana, 1988 nucleotides. RefSeq lists its product as uncharacterized. The transcript has 12 exons. The record is from RefSeq and is a predicted model, not a curated record. Lineage: Eukaryota; Metazoa; Cnidaria; Anthozoa; Actiniaria; Aiptasiidae. The coding region runs from base 185 to 1792 and encodes 535 amino acids.